AUGUUUGAUGCUAUCAGCCAUAUUGUGCGUCAUAGUGAAGCAGGAAGCGAUCUAGGAAGGCAAUAUUUGAAUUUUACUGAGCCAAGAAAAAAAAACAAAAAAAAAAUACUUUGAGGUUGGAGUAUAUUUAAAACAGUAAUAUCUCUCUCUAUCUCACUUUCUGAGAAUUUCAGAUCUGGCUAAGGCAAAAAAAAAAAGGGUUUCAGUGUAACGCUUACAGGAAGGUGAAAUCGAAGGCUACUAUUAUGGCUCUACCAAAUGGGAUCUCUGGCUUGCACUGUUUAGGCGUAGGCUUACUUGUUAUUGGAUUGGUUUUACAUGUAGUGGGACUGGCCACUCCGAACUGGAUGACGAGUUCAACUAAUUUCGGAACACAGGGUCUGUGGACGACCUGCCAAUUAAAUAUAUGUAUCGAUAUACCAUCUAAAUAUAAGACAGAUGAACUGAAAGCUGCUGGUGCAUUUGCUAUUUUGGCUAUGGUUGCUGGAGUAGGAGGCUUGGGUCUGGCCUGCCUUCAUAUUGCCAGACGCAUUAAGGCGAAACCUGAUUUAGACAUUUUAAAAUUGGGUCAUUUGGCAGCUGGAAUCGCAACACUUGUGUGCGUUAUCAUCAGUUGCAGUGUCUUUGGAGCUGGAGUUUAUAAACACAUAGCAGAGAUAGCAGAUAUUGGCUUCUCCCUUAUCCUGAGCGCAGUUGGUGGUGUCAUCAUCUGUAUAGGCAGCGUUAUGUUCUAUGCUGCCUGUAAUAUGAAAUCUUAGUUUUAUAAAACUUUUUGAAUAAAGAAGCAUUUAUUCUAUUCUA
Biomphalaria glabrata is the source of this 801-nucleotide messenger RNA. RefSeq lists its product as uncharacterized. The transcript is spliced from 4 exons. NCBI's taxonomy places the organism in Eukaryota, Metazoa, Mollusca, Gastropoda, Planorbidae. Bases 246 to 758 code for a protein of 170 amino acids. Gene Ontology annotation, cellular component: membrane. The record is from RefSeq and is a predicted model, not a curated record.